Molecule: messenger RNA, 576 nt
Organism: Ceratosolen solmsi marchali
Lineage: Eukaryota; Metazoa; Arthropoda; Insecta; Hymenoptera; Agaonidae
Exons: 4
Coding region: 37-555 (172 amino acids)
Source: RefSeq, a predicted model, not a curated record
CGUAGCAAGUAGACGCGUCUUUUUAUAUUCCAAAUAAUGGCGGGAGUUCUGGGAAGCUGCGGCACAUGGAAUGUUGACUCCGUAAUAUCUUUCCUCAUAGUUGCAACUGGACAAUUGUGUGAUAAAAUUUUUGAGGCUCUCGAGACUACGUCAAAAAUCAGAAAAUACCGGAUCGCCGUACAUAAAUGCGAGUGUAUUUAUGAUAUCCUUCGCUCGAAACCGGAUUUACAAAUAGAUUUUAUUAUAUUUGCAUUUGAUGGAAGAAUUAGUCAACGCGUCAACGAAGUGGAAAGGGGCAUUAAUCUCCUGGAUGAAUUUUUUGUAAUCUCUGGACGAAUUUGCUUAGUCAAUUGUUAUGAUUUGCCAAAUAAUAUGGGACUAAUAGGUCACACUGCAAAUAGGUUACGAGACAAAUACUGCCUUCGACUGAUAUCAGCAAAUGUCUAUAACUGUGAAGGUCUUAAGAGUUUGGGAGACAGAAUUUUUAAUCUGUCGGAAGCAUUGAUGGGCAUUCACAGUGGAAUUCCUGACUUAAACUUGUUAAGUAUUCUUUAAAAUUACCCAACAUUUGUCCAU